Molecule: messenger RNA, 591 nt
Organism: Geodia barretti
Lineage: Eukaryota; Metazoa; Porifera; Demospongiae; Tetractinellida; Geodiidae
Source: the annotation of a GenBank genome assembly
AUGCAAAUUGGAACUGGUCACCGGCGACAUUAUCCGUCAGGCGACCGAUGCCAUCGUCAACGCAGCCAACAGUCGGCUCGCCGGAGGUGGGGGUGUGGACGGCGCCAUCCACCGCGGCGGCGGUCCCAGCAUCAUGGAAGAGACACGGCGACACUAUCCGCAAGGCUGUCCAACGGGCGACGCGGUCGUCACCGGAUCCGGCAAGUUGCCGGCACGAUGCGUCAUUCAUACCGUAGGACCAGUUUGGGAAGGCGGGCAGAAUCAGGAGAAAUCCUUGCUGGCAAGCGCGUACCGGCGCAGUCUCGAAGUCGCCGGCGCCCAGCAAUGCGCCAGCAUCGCCUUCCCUUCGCUUUCAACCGGCGCCUAUGCCUACCCAUUGCAACAAGCCGCCCGCAUCGCAUUGCACACCGUGGCCACCUAUCUGCGGCUGCAUGGCCGGCCGGAUAUGGUCCGAUUCGUCCUUUUCGACGACCGAACAUACGAGGCGUAUGCGGACGCGCUCGCCGCUACCCUGAGCGAAAAUCGUUGCCGAUAGCCGCAUGGUGUGCUAUCUUUGCAAGACACUUGUACACACCUUUAUCCACAUUAUGA